AUCGCCAAUGAGUAUCGUGGGCGUGGCCUCAAGCGCGCACAGCACACCUGAAUUUCCAUUCACAACCGAAGUCAUUUGAGCGCUCCACAGUGUACGAGCAACAGCUUUCGCAUAGGCCUACAUUAUGGGAAUUAUGUUGUAAUUGACGCCAAAUUCAUCUCAAACUACAUCACCAGGAAAACGUGUUUAUGGCUUCAUGUCUGUGUCGAUACCGCCGGCGGAUCCUGUUCUUCUGUUCGCCGUGCAUAUUGCUGCUCCCAGUCUACAUAUAUGUCUCAAUUGCUUUGUGCUAUGUCAUGAAACAUGGGGCACCUGGUGCACAUGUUGUUCAUUCUGUGCUGCCGACACACUUUACUGCCAGCGGUCUCAAACACUCCAGAGAUCUGGCUCCUCAUCCUGCGAAAUCCUUCUGGAGAAGCGAACUAGAUGGUAGCGCUCUGUGGAACAUCAUCCAGUUCAUGACGGAUCGCCAGUAUAACCCCAUCCUAAGGCCUCAUCUGGCUGCAAACGCAUCCGGUGUUUCUUACAACACAGAAACGUCCAGAAGGACUGGGGUUGGAUGUUCUCCAAAUUAUGAGAUUAACAAUAUAAUGCCAGAUUACGCCAAUCUACCAAUCCAGAUAAAGAAUUUUGUGACCGCCAUGCACUGUCGAGACUAUCCGCUGCUCAUAGAUCCUUUAGAUGUUUGUGAUCCUCAAGCAAAGAAAUGGGCACCAGUAUUGCUCAUGGCCAUCAAAACUCAGUCUGCGAACUUUGAUAACAGGGAAGCCAUACGAGAAACUUGGGGGCGUUCAGGAAGAAUAAAAACCAGAGGUCGACGGCAAAGGCUCGUUCGCAGGGUCUUCCUUCUGGGGAAGUCCAAAGACUUGCAUAUUGAAGAGAAAUUGCAUUUAGAGAGUGAAAAAUAUGGUGAUAUCAUCCAGUGGGACUUUAUGGACACCUUCUUCAACCUCACCUUGAAGGAUGUGCUGUUCUGGGACUGGUUCUCAAGGCGUUGCCCACAUGCCCAUUUCAUUUUUAAGGGUGAUGAUGAUGUAUUUGUGAGGACACCUGCUGUCCUAGACUAUCUGCUGGCUGAAGCGGCAAACAGAAGCUUCUCACAUGGAUCCAGGCAGGCAAAUAAAAUGGAGACGUUUGUUGUGGGGGACGUGAUAAGUAGUGCCACACCUAUACGCUCUAAUGGGACUAAGUACUACAUCCCGGAGAGUUUCUAUAAAGGGUGGUACCCGUCAUACCCUGGUGGAGGAGGGGUGAUUUACUCUGGUUCUCUGGCACAUAGGCUUUUGGAGGUGUCACAGAAGGUUCAUCUGUUCCCCAUUGAUGACGUCUACCUGGGUAUGUGUCUUCAGAGACUGGGAGUUUACCCUAUCCACCACCCUGCCUUCCUCACCUUUGACUUCCCCAAAGAUGAGCCCAAGGAACCCUGUGCGAAUCACACCAUCCUGCUGGUGCACAAGCGAAGCCCUGCUGAGAUGUUCCAACUGUGGACUGAAACGUCUACACCCAGCCCUGAAUGCAGAAAUACAAUGCUGAGAGUCAAGCCUAGACCUGACUGAGAUCAGCAGACUGAAAUUUUUUUGUUGGUAAAGCAAGUUCUCAUUCUUACUGAACACUUGAAAACUGAUGUUAUGCAUUGUGAGGUAUUUUGUAUAAAUUUUAGUUUGGAAUAUUUUUGACUUUCACAUUUUGCUUCAAUAACUGCCUAAAGGUUUUCUAAACAGGCUUUCUGCAGGUUUUAUGAUGGUAACUUUAAGACCAUGUAAAGAAAAUGUAAGGAAUUAAUUGAAGGGAACACAAUGUCAAUGUUUUCAAAAUCCAAAUGUCUAGGGAGCACACAGUGAGUUGUAUUAACAACACUUGAACGUUUAAAAAUACAGCUUUCAACAGAUCUAUA
Messenger RNA from Sinocyclocheilus rhinocerous, 1894 nucleotides. Its product is annotated as N-acetyllactosaminide beta-1,3-N-acetylglucosaminyltransferase 2-like. Gene Ontology annotation, cellular component: Golgi membrane. Gene Ontology annotation, biological process: poly-N-acetyllactosamine biosynthetic process; protein O-linked glycosylation. The record is from RefSeq and is a predicted model, not a curated record. Bases 189 to 1556 code for a protein of 455 amino acids. The transcript has 3 exons. Gene Ontology annotation, molecular function: hexosyltransferase activity; UDP-glycosyltransferase activity. NCBI's taxonomy places the organism in Eukaryota, Metazoa, Chordata, Actinopteri, Cypriniformes, Cyprinidae.